Molecule: messenger RNA, 150 nt
Organism: Peronospora matthiolae
Lineage: Eukaryota; Oomycota; Peronosporomycetes; Peronosporales; Peronosporaceae
Source: the annotation of a GenBank genome assembly
AUGCUCACGCUGAUCAACGGCGAUCUAUCGCGCGAGGUCGAGAGCAUCUCCAGCGAAUCUUCCGAGAAAGGAUAUACGUUCGAGGACUUCUACCAUGAGGUCGGCUUACUCCUUGUUCCAGCGGACUGCAGUGAAGACCUGGAUGAGUAG